UUGAUCGAAAUAGUCCAAUCUAUCCAACAAGGCUGCUGAUAUUGAAGUCACCACUGACUUUGGUAUAACAGUCCACGAAUGAUACGAACAUGGCACCACAUUAUACCAUCUGCAAAGGAAACGACCAUAUUUUCUGCUUACACUUUCCUCCAACCCGCACCCGCUGGGGUCUCUGUCAUUUUUCCUUAUAGUCGUCAGGUAUUCCAAUACCCCCGCAGGGGACUCUUUCAUUUUUCCUUCUAGUCUUCAGAUAUUCCAAUACCCGUAAAACUUACUUUACUUGCCAUUUCCCCACUUAAUCAGUUCUUUGCCCCUUUUCUUCCAUUAUCCGUCUGGGUUUUUUUCUACAAGUGAUGAGACUGAAAAUAGUGCAUCAAAAUCAACAAAAUCGUGUUGGUGAUGAUCGAGAGAUGAAAAAGGAGGAAGAAAUGGAGCAUACCCAUGUGUGUAUUAGGCUAGAGGAGGAGUCCACGAAGGAGAAUUCUUCCCCUCUGAACCCUUCACCCAUUUCUGUAACUGACCCUGUUCUUGCUUCUGGUAAAAGGAAGAGGAAACCAAAGGAGAUAAAUGAUGAGAUGUCGCCCAUUCUAAGGCGGAGGAAGAAGCCCUCCACGUCCAAAUCCAAAGAUGCGAAACGAGAUAGUUCUGGGACAUUGAUAAGUAAUGGACAUUCCACUAAUGAUGGGUCAAGCAGUGCAGUGACUCCAGUCCAAGUGAAAUCACCGACUAUGAUUCGAGCAGAGGAGUUUCAAUCGAGUUUAGGGAAUGAACACCCUAACUUUUUGAAGACACUAGUUAGAUCACAUGUUGCAAGUUGUUUUUGGAUGGGCCUUCCUAUGCCAUUCUGCAAGUUAUUUUUGCCAACUAAGGACACUACAGUUACUAUUGAGGAUGAAAACGGUGAAGAAUUUGGAGUUAAGUACAUUGCAAACAAGACAGGACUAAGUGCUGGAUGGAGGAAGUUUGUUUCUGGAAAUAAAUUGCUUGAAGGAGACGUUCUGAUCUUUCAGCUGGUUGAACCGUGCAGAUUUAAGGUGUAUAUAAUCAGGGCAAACAAUUUAACUGAAGUAGAUGGUGCUCUUAGCCUUCUAAUACUGGACUCUCAAACUAAACAAAGUGAGGCAGCUGAGGGAACAGCAGAUGUAAAAAUCAGAAAGCGUCGUCCAAAAUCUCUACCUUUGACAGUUGUGCAGAAAAAGAAACAAAAGGCAGGUAAAUCUGGGCAGCCUGAGGAACAGUCUGGAAUCGAUAGUGACGAGGUUGCCUCUGAAGUUUUUGGGGGUUCAAAGUGUUCUGGAUCCUCCAUACAUUUUAAAGACGUUAAAAGCUUCGAAGAAUUCCACAUUGUGGUGAAUGGGGUAUGCAUUGACUCCGAACUUCCUGAACCUGUAAGGCGAAAGUACUACGAGCUGUGCUGCAGUAAGAAUGCUUUUCUUCACGAAGGACUUCUCCCGGGCCUCUACUGUAAGUUAGUAGCUGGUAUGAUUUUCGAAGUUGUCAACACUGCCGAUGCUAUAAAAGCUUGCAAACUAACAACUCCUCGGUCGGAUUUUGAAGUAUGGGAAAAGUCGCUUAGGUCUUUUGAACUUUUGGGGCUGAAUGUUGGAUUUUUGUGGACACGUCUAGGUAAACUGCUGAAGUUGGCAUUCGAUUCUGAAGGUGCUGUAGAUGCAAAAAAAUACUGGAAGGCUAAAACUGAGCGAGCUCGAACCGAAGAUGAGAUCAGAGAUCUUGAAGCGAAGCUUGUUGAAUUGAAAGAAGUAUCCGUGAAAUUCGAUGCUGAAAUCGAGAGUUUGAAAUCAAAGGCGGAGAGAUACGAACUUGUGUUCCAAGAAGAGGUAAACGCUCCAUGGUAGUUUUCUCGACAAAUAUAUAGCUAGUUAUUCUGUUAGUAUUUCAAUCGAAAUCAUGCCUAGGAAAAAAGGAGCAGAGUAUUCCUUAGCUCUUUUCUUGAUUUUGGAAGAAUUUUCAUUACAUUUUGAAACUUAAAGUGAAGAUGACUGAUUUCUGUUAAUGAACGUUUUGAUUGUUCUAAAGUUGGACUUUGUGUUAUUUAAUUCA
Molecule: messenger RNA, 2061 nt
Organism: Olea europaea var. sylvestris
Lineage: Eukaryota; Viridiplantae; Streptophyta; Magnoliopsida; Lamiales; Oleaceae
Product: B3 domain-containing protein Os01g0234100-like
Exons: 7
Coding region: 354-1856 (500 amino acids)
Molecular function (GO): DNA binding
Source: RefSeq, a predicted model, not a curated record